AUGCGGCUAAAUCUCCUUCGUCGGCCCUCCAUCACUCCAUGGCUGGAACGGAGUGUCCUUUCCUUCUUCUUCUGCCCAGUUUUGGCAAACCAAACGGCUUCUUACUGCUGCGGAACAGGAGCAGGUCGGAAAACUCGGAGAGGUCCCAGGUUGUAUUCGAAAGCAGGGAUCUUCGCAAACCAACUUUUGGGAGGAGAUACAGGUGAAGAAAGGGUGUUUUCAACCUCGUCCUUCAAUGUGGUGCUCAGCCUCCUUGCUGCUGGCUCCAGCGUUUGCCCCCGCCGUCAGCUUCUCGCCGUCAUCGACCGCCGUUCCGUCGAUCGUCUCAAUUCUUUAGCCGCUCGACCGGACGUCAUCUUGCCCUAUGAUGAUCUCGCCGAGGGCAUUGGUACCCGUUGCGUCAAUGCCUUAUGGCUUGAUCAAUCCCUUACUCUGAAGCCCUCUUUUAAACAGAUUCUCGACUCUGAUUAUAGAGCCGCUCUUAACCCACCUCCUCAUGCGACCCAAGAAAUUAAUUCUUGGGCGGAAAACGAGACAAGUUGCCUCGUUAAAGACUUUAUUCGUGAGGGGUUUCUCAGCAACUCAGUCAAGUUCGUCUUUACAAAUGCAAUACACUUUAAAGGAGCAUGGAAAGGGACAUCAAAUCCAACCUUUAUAAGCAAGAACUCAGAGAUGGAUACCUUGACGAGUCACAAGAGCAUUGCAUUUUCUAAGGGCAUGAAACUGGUUUAUCAACCAUUUAAAAAGCAACGGAAAUAUAACCUCCCUCUCAGCAUGGUGUUCCGUUUUGCAGUGAAAGAUACUGAUCAGGUGCGUAGAGAACAUGUUACAGAAACCUUAAAGAAUCUAUGUGGCCAUGAUGAGAACCCAAAAUUUAAUACUGCUUACGAGGUGGAAGUUUCUGAUACGCUGAGGGGAGUAGGGGUUACACUGCCAUUUUCUGGAGGAAAGUGGAAAGGGAUAUUUAGUUCUUUUGGCGCUCGGAAGUUAUAUGUUUCCAGCAUAUUUCAGAAGUCAUUCAUGGAAAUAAAUGAACAAGGGGCUGAAGUUGUGUCCGUCACUGCGGCAGUAGUAAUGUCUGGGUGUCCACCACGUCUGCCUCCUGUACCCGCAUUAGACUAUGAACAUCACUACUCAUUGCAUGCUUCUAAUGGUACAACGGCUAAAGCAGCGUCUGUGAUGAGGAAUCUCACCUUUCCUGCUAUAAUAUAG
Molecule: messenger RNA, 1212 nt
Organism: Neltuma alba
Lineage: Eukaryota; Viridiplantae; Streptophyta; Magnoliopsida; Fabales; Fabaceae
Product: serpin-ZX-like
Exons: 2
Coding region: 1-1212 (403 amino acids)
Molecular function (GO): serine-type endopeptidase inhibitor activity
Source: RefSeq, a predicted model, not a curated record